GGAUGUGUUGAUCAGAGUCAAUCAUCAGAAAUCCAUCAAGAGGAAUGAAAGAAUUCGACGAGGAAUGAACGUUUGAGUGCUUAUUGGAACCCUUCCGACUGGAAACUAUUUAGAAGAACUUCGAGUCAAUCCAUCGACAGUCAUCAUUGGGCUACAUCUUAGCUUAGGAAAUCAAGUUCACGAGUUAUCAAAGUUAAAAAGCUGGGAUGACUAUCGAACUGAAAGCUGAUCAAGGACAACUUCGAUCAAGAGAUAAUGAACCACCUUCAACAAACCAACUAGCAGAUGCAUGUUCUGAUGCAACUGAAUCUCUUUUAUCCCAAAUUCGACAAACAAACAAUUCUACUUUACCAUCACUUCCGAUUCUCAUACUAAUGAGUGAUGAUCCUGAUGGAAUCGAAUUACUUCAAUCAGUCGAACGUUCAAAACAAUGGAAAAUAAUGAACAUUGUCAUCACUUUUAGAUAAAUCAUCAGAUUUAUCCAAUUUUCAAGACUUACAUCAAUCAAGUUUUUCUACAAACCUCAAAAGAUAUUCAUCAAAAUCUUUUCAUAGAGCUGGAUUUCAUGAAUCUGUUUUUAAUCAUUUUACCAUUAUCUAUUAAACGGAUUACUCAAACUCGAAAGUUUCUUAUUGAAUUAACUUUGCUUGGUCGGUUAUCGGAUGGUAUUAUCUUUACUGGUAGUUCAAAUGUUAGUAAACUAUUUGGAUUGCUUGGAAACGAAAAGAGAUUGAUGGAAAGAACGAUAAGAUCACUUUGAUGUUCGAUGGCACCCUACCGCUCUGUACACCCGAUGAUGAGGUUUACCCCAACUGCAUCACAGGAUUUCAGGCAACAUACAAUGUCCAACAUCUCAAUCACUCUCAAGUAUUAAGGCUUCUAUUCAUACAAGAAUCACGGUGACCAACGCAGCUAUUCAUAUUUCAGAGGAGCUGAGAUCUCAAUACCAUGGUAUAUAGAUUUACUGGUGAUACCACCCCUAGAUUGCUCUUGUAACAUAUCGUUUUCUUCAUAUACUGUCUACAUCAUGGAACCAAAUCAUGUGCAGAUAAUACAACUCAUCAAUCAAUCAUUUAUGAUCAUAUAUGUGAAGUUUUUCUCUGGAUUUAUCUUUUCAAUUCUGUAAGAAAAAAAAUCUUUUCAACUUGUUUUUUGGUGUCAUUCUCUCAUCUCAUUUUAUCAUUGUAAUCUAAUUGUGAUCAUCAUGUGUC
This is a messenger RNA of Melampsora larici-populina 98AG31, 1211 nucleotides long. RefSeq lists its product as uncharacterized. Lineage: Eukaryota; Fungi; Basidiomycota; Pucciniomycetes; Pucciniales; Melampsoraceae. The coding region runs from base 207 to 467 and encodes 86 amino acids. The record is from RefSeq and is a predicted model, not a curated record. The transcript has 3 exons.